AUGGGGUCCGCAAGCAAGCACCCUGCCGGCGGGCGCGGCGACGCCGGCGAGGACCCGGACGACGACUACCUCGGCGAGUCCCACCCCCUGCCUUCCACCUUCUUCGAAGGCCCCGACGAGCACGGCUUCAUCCGCACCAUCUCCUACUACCUCAAGGCGGACGGCUCGAGGGUCAAGGUGACCGCUACCUCGCGCGCGUGGAAGCUCUCCAGCGCCGCCGCCGAAAGGCGGUCGUGGCUCAAGUUCGGUGACGCGGCUGCGGACGGGGACACCUCGCCGCUCACCACGGUCUCCCCCGUCAACGUCUUCCUCGAGCUCCGCGACCGCGGCGUUCCCGUGUACCAUCUGGACCACCGUGCGAGCGACGGCAAGCCCGUGCACGCGGAGACGUACACCGACGAGAACGGCCUCCCCAAGAUACCCGCCGGGCAAGGCUCGUGGGCGAAAGCCGGGGCCACUACCGACGAAGCUCUCGGCGAGGAGGAGGAGGAGGACGAGGGCCGCCGGGAGCUUGGCGCGGACGAGGACUCGGUUCUCCCGCCCCGCGUCGUCAUCAGGCCCGACGAGAACCAGGACGCGAACACGGUGAAGGUCGUCACGACGAGGACUCGCGUCGGCAAGGUCUCCAAGGCGGUGGCGGAGCGUCGGUUGUGGCCCAAGUUCGGCGACGCGGCGGCGGACGGGGACACCUCGCCGCUCACCACUGUCUCCCCCGUCGAUGUCUUCCUCGAGCUCCGCGAUCGCACCGUCCCCGUUUAUCAUUUGGACCACCGUGCCAGUGCGGGGAACGCCGGCUUAGCGCACGCGGAGAAGUACUAUACCGGCUUCCCCGACGACGCCAAGAAGCUCGUCACCAACAGCAGCUUCCCCAGGUUGCUCGCGGGGCACUGUUUCUGCGCCAAGUCUGACGCCACGACAGACGACGUGAUGGGCAAGAAGGAGGAGCGCCAUGGGGAACUCGGCGGGAGCCUGGCUCAGGUUUUGGUCCGCAAUCUGCCCAGGACAGCCGACGAGGAGGACAUCAGACGUCUCUUCGGCAAGUUCGGCAACGUCGUCAGCCUUCAGAUUGCUGUGAGCCGCAGAACCAAGAUCGGCAUGGGCUUCGCGUUCGUCACGUUUCUGCACCAAGACCAGGCGCAGGCUGCCAUCGAUGGCCUCGACGGAGUCCGGUUCGGCAGCCUCAUCCUCAGUGCUGAGUGGGCUUAG
Molecule: messenger RNA, 1206 nt
Organism: Aegilops tauschii subsp. strangulata
Lineage: Eukaryota; Viridiplantae; Streptophyta; Magnoliopsida; Poales; Poaceae
Source: RefSeq, a predicted model, not a curated record